Molecule: messenger RNA, 7273 nt
Organism: Astyanax mexicanus (Mexican tetra)
Lineage: Eukaryota; Metazoa; Chordata; Actinopteri; Characiformes; Acestrorhamphidae
Gene: tbc1d10ab
Product: TBC1 domain family, member 10Ab
Exons: 9
Coding region: 824-2263 (479 amino acids)
Source: RefSeq, a predicted model, not a curated record
GCAGGUGGAGUGCAGGUCUGCGUAAAAACAGCGCAGCCUCUUUAAAGGGACCGACGCGUUGCUAUGAUAGUUAGCGUUAGCUAGCUGGUUAGCAUUGAGCUAACGGGCGUAUUUGUUGGGAGAGCUUGGAAAUUAGAAUAUUAAUGGAUUAAGCGAGCUUAUAGAAAACAUGUAAAGGGUUUUGAUACACUAUUUGUUUAGUAAGCGUUACGUAUUAAGUUAGUUUACAGCUGCGAAGUAGUUAGUUAGCUAGCGUUAGCUAACGUUAGCUAGGUUAGCUAACUAGCCAAGCCAGAGCUAUAGGUUCAUUGACUGGUAGCUCGUUUAGAUGGGUUAGCUUGUUUAGCUAAGCUAGUUACCUAGCUACUGAAAAUUGGGAUUUUUAAACGUUAUUUAAUUAACUUUUUAUUUUUUUGAAGCUGGAAAUAAACAGAUAUCUGUCUUAACCUUGGUUAGGUUUAACGUAACAAAACUAACAGGACGCAAACGGACUCUUAACUAAUAGCUAAGCUAGUUUAGUUUUGUGUUUUGUGUUCAUUUAGUUGUUAGUACAUUAGUAUUAUUAAGCUAACAAAGGAAUUAUUCUCUCAACCAGCAUUAAUCUAAGCAUAUCCAGAUCAGUUCACAUGCUGACAAUGAGUAAAUUAAAGUGUAUAAGCUGUAAAAUCCACUGUAAAAUCUCUGUUCUAGCAGUUUGACAGCUGCUGAGAUGGUGAUAAUAACAGAACAGUCUGUCAUAAGGAAGAAGCUGUAGUAGUGGUGGUGGGAGGCUGUGUUGGUGAAGGAGGGCAGCGGGAGAACCUGGAUUUUGGACCGGAUAAAAAUGGCUAAAACCCAGACCCAAGGCAAUGGAGUCCGGCCUGAGGACGGGCAGAGUUUGCGGGACCGGACUGGACUUUUAACCGAGCCAGAGAGCCUUUCUCCUGGAUCCCAGAGUGAAAGCAAUGGCUCUGCCAACUCAGAGAAAGCCACGGAUAAAUAUGGGUUUAUUGGAGGAGCUCAGCAGUACACUGGAGACUCUGCUGAAGAAAUUCCUACAGAUGUGCUGAGACAGAGGGAGGUGAAGUGGCUGGAGAUGCUAAGCAGCUGGGACAAGUGGAUGAGCAAAAAGCACAAAAAGGUGAAGUUACGCUGUCAGAAGGGAAUCCCGCCAUCGCUCAGAGGCCGAGUCUGGCUCUAUCUCUGUGGAGGGAAGGUUAAAAUGGAGCAGAACGCGCACCGGUUUCAGGAUUUGGACAGCCAGCCUGGAGAUCCUAAAUGGGUGGACGUGAUUGAGAAGGACCUCCACAGGCAGUUUCCUUUCCAUGAGAUGUUUGUAGCUCGAGGAGGCCAUGGGCAGCAGGAUCUGUUCCGGGUGCUAAAGGCCUAUUCGCUGUACCGGCCAGAGGAGGGUUAUUGUCAGGCUCAAGCUCCGAUUGCUGCGGUGCUGCUGAUGCACAUGCCAGCUGAGGAAGCGUUUUGGUGUUUGGUGCAGAUCUGUGAGAAGUAUCUGCCUGGAUAUUACAGUGCCGGCCUGGAAGCCAUUCAGCUGGAUGGAGAGAUUCUGUUUGCGUUACUGAAGCGGGUGUCCCCUGUGGCCCAUCGGCACCUGAAGAAGCACAAGAUCGACCCCAUCCUGUACAUGACUGAGUGGUUCAUGUGUGUGUUCUCUCGAACGCUGCCGUGGGCGUCGGUCCUGCGGGUCUGGGAUAUGUUCUUCUGCGAAGGAGUGAAAAUAGUCUUCAGAGUGGGGCUAGUGCUGCUGAAAUGCAUGCUGGGGUCUCAGGAGAAGCUAAAGGUGUGUCAGGGGCAGUAUGAGACGAUGGAGCUGCUUCGGGCCAUUGAGCCUCGCUAUAUGCAGGAGGGCUUCCUCAUUCGAGAGAUUUUGGAACUGCCGGUGUCUGAGCGGGACAUUGAGAAGGAGCAUUUAUCUCAGCUGCGUUUGUGGAAAGAGUCGAGAGGAGAGCUGCGCUGUAAAUCUCCUCCCAGAAUGCACGGCGCCCGCGCAAUCAUGGCCGCCGAUCCACCCAGCAAGCAGGACCUGCGGCAGAGACCCACCAUCACUGUGGAGUUCCCUCCAUCCUCCAAAAACACAGAAGAGGAGAAGGACAAGAAGAAGACGAAUGGCCAGAAAACGGAAACUUCUCCGCCUGAGACAGCCAAUCAGCAUCUAUUACCACAGGACCAGCUUUUACCUGGCCAACCACAGCCACUGCUGAAGGACACGCCCCUUCAGGGGUCCAAUCAGAGUCUGAGUAGUGCAGAACAUGACACAUACCUUUAAAGAGAGAGAGAGAGAGAAAGAGAGAGGCUGAAUCCCAAACCGCCCCCUAGUGGAUAUAUAGUAAACUACAUAGAUCAUGUAUUUAAAGAUUUCUUGAGUGUGAGAUGCUUAACAACACUCAUAGACACAGAUAUAUUGGAAAAUAAUAUAUAUUUUUUAAUUCUAAUUUAACCUGGUAAUUUGUUACAAAAUAACAUCUUGAAAGCUUGAUUUAAGUUGAUUUUAGGCCAAGUAUAAACUAAAAUAUUUUUUUUCUGUCUUAUGUGUAAUACAAUCUUGUAUUUCAUAGAAAAUAACUUUAAAAUCAAAGGUAGCAAAUUAUAUAAAGCAGGGUUGACAAAUUGUAUAUUUUUAAAUGAUUUAUUAUUUAAAACAAUAAUGCAAAAAGGUUCUGCUAAUCUUUUUGAAUUAGAAAUGUGUAUUUAAUAGUCUAAUUAAGUGCUGUAAUGAAAAGUGUAUCUGUUUAUUGUUUAAGUACUUUGUAAGUACUGGAAAUACAAUGUUGUGUAUCACAAUAAUGAUAAAAUAUCAUCAUAUCUCCCACCUCUGUUGGAAUAUAUGUUAAUGUACAAAAAUGUACAAGUAAUUUUGGACCAUUUAUUUUUGUUAGUCUGUUAUGAAAUAUAUACACAAUAAAAUAGAGCUUGGCCUUUCAAGUUUUUCAGAUUCAUGUUUAGCAGAAGUGUUUAUUGAUAAAUAAUAUAUAAUUUAACUAAAUGACUAUUUCCAUAUUUCAUAAAUAUUGAUAACAGUUACUACUGUGUGUCCAAUAGGAGGCUGUUUGGGAUUCAGUCAGACAGUGAGGGUAUAUGAGGUUGAUUGAGAGAAGCAGGUAGUGCCACAAAUGAAACACAUCAGAUCUCUGUAUAAACAGAGGCUUUAAAUCAUCAUCUGGAUCUGUGAAUGUUUACUUACUGACCCUCCACUCCCUACAAAUGUGUUCUUAUCUAGAUACUGCACUGUUAAGUUGGACAGGCUUAACAAAACACUGCUAAACCCACAUUCAUCCCUGUAGCUCCCAAUAUCUACAUUUAGAGUGUUAUUAACAUCCAGUACCAGUCUGUCCAUCACAAUUUUAAUUAUUAUAAAAUGUUCUGCAUUGUAGAUUAAUACUAAAGUCAUCCAAACUAUGGAAAAAAAACAUUAUUAUUUGUUAAACAAAAAGUGUUAAACAAACCAAAAUAUGUUUUACAUUUUGCAUUUGUCAAAAUAACACCUCUUGCUUUGAUGAUUUCUUGGCAUCUUGGCUGGAUUUUCUCAGUCAGCUUUAUGAGGUAGAGUCACCUGGAAUUCAGGCUUUCAGUUAACAGCUGUGCUGAACUCAUCAAGAGUUAAUUACUUGAAUUUCUUGCCUCUAAAUAUGUUUGUAAAGAGCUUAAUUUAGUAUGCAGUGAAUAGCCCUUUUGAGUAAUGUUCUAAUCAAUAUUAUUGCAAGAACUACUCAAGUAAGUAAGGAAAUAUAAACAAUAAUACUUUAUUGGUCAAUCUGAAAGUCAGUUUUACGAACUUUGAAAGUAUCCUCAAGUGCAGUCUAAAAAAGACCAUCAAAAACGUUAUAAUGAUGAAACUGGCACUCAUCAGGACUGUCACAUGAAAAGAAUAGCAAGAGUUUCCUCUGUUGUACAGGAUAAGAUCAUCAGAGUUAUCAGGCUCAGAAACCACAAGUUAACAAACAGCUCCCCAGAUAAGAGCAUCUAAAUGCUUCACAGAGUAUUUUGGUUUGUUUAACACUUUUAAGUUACUACAUGAUUCCUCAUGUGUUCCUAUGGAUCACUUCACUUAUUCAUUUAUAAUGUAGGAAAAAUAAAAUUAAAUGAGAUGUGUCCAACCUUUUGACUGGUGCUGUAUAUUAAUAACAAACAAUAAAUGUAAGUUUUGUGAUAUUAAACACUGAGGAGGUGGAGCUACAGUCUUUCAUUAGGGUUGUGUUAUAAAUCCUGUCCAACCUCUCAACAGUUUGAACAUCUUUGUGGGUGGGGCUUGGCUCAAGCUAUUUUGUCUUAAGGCCAGCAUAGCUGCUGUUCUGGAACACGCUCAGGGGUCUUUAUCCAAUCAGACUGGACUACAUUUCCCAGAAUGCAGUGGGAGAAAUGAAGGAUUGUGUAUGUGUGUGUUCAUAGAACUGGGGAUGCCAAGCACACACCAACAUACACACACACACACACACACACACACAGAUAAUCAUCUAAAAUGAAGGUGGUCUCUGAAUCAUCACUGUGUGAUAUUAAGAUCUAAAAGCAGAAGCAUUUACUGCAUUUUAGCAGACUGCUGGUUUCCUCAGCUGAGCUUCAUCUUAAUUAAAGCAAACUGAUUUAAAACUUUUAAACUUUUAAUCCACAGCUUCUUUAUUAGAGACACAUUUGCCGAUACAAUUAUUUAAAUUUCUGCUUAAAUGCUUUCAUUUCAUUUGAAUAAGAUUCAAACAAAUUCAAAUUAAAUUGCAGCGUGUGAAAAACUACAUUUCCACAGUAGUAUAUGUUUAAAUUCAUUUAUUAUUUUAUUAUUUUUGAAAAAAACACUUGAUUGCAUGUUAAAAUGUAUUUUAUUUCACUCAUAAAAAAUAUCAAAUUUAUUUGCUUUUUUUUUUUUUUUAGAUAUAUGAUAGAAAAAAUAAUUAUAUAUCAACACACUCCUAAAAUAAUCUUAACAUAUUUUUUCACGUUUUUCAGGAAAAACAAAUACAAUUUUUCAGGAGGUUUAAGAGGAUAGUUUAUCAUAAAAUUGAGCAGCAGAACCAACUAGAAACCUUAAUCUUAAUCCUAAUUCAACAUUUCUAAUGAAAAUACUGAUUGAAAAGACAGAAAACAUUUUAACAGCCACAAACUUUAGAGCCUUUCUACCUUAGUUUUUUGGAUUAAGCCUUUUUACUGACUAAAAUAUGGACUAUUCAAAUAAUGCUCAGUAGUAAUCCUUAACACCUCUUGCAAUGUUUAUAGCUGUUUUUAGGCUUUAUUAAUAAGAAGUAAACUUUAUUCUAUAGUAUAAUUGCGGCCAAGUCCUAAAUAAUGGAGAUUAGUUUAGUAAGACUUUUGAUCUUGGAAAGCUAUUACAAUUUUUUUGUUAUAUUUUAUUAUGAUUUUUAUUUGAUUAGGAGUAAUACAUGAUCUAAAUCAGAUAUUAUUCUAAAUUUGUAGAAUAAUCAAAUGAUAAUGAGGAGAUGAUUUGGGCAAAAAAAGUCAAUUAUUUUAGAAAGCUGAUAAAGAGAUGUGGAUUCAUAAAGAAAUUGUGGAUUAAAAACAUGUUAAACUCCUUAGAUAUGUAAACUGAAUUGAGUUUGUUGCUGCAGUUUGUGCUGUUGGCCACUAGAGGCUGCACUUGGGCCUUUUUUCAUUUUUUCUGAUUUCUUUCUAAAGAUUGAAAUCAUGGGGCCAAUACUGACCAUCAGAAGACCAAAGCCUGCUGCUGCUGCUGCUGUGCUGUUUUCCUCUUUCACACGCCUGUAGUUUACUGUCUAAAUUACUCAGAUUCAUUACACUAAUUAUUUAACAUCAUUAUUUCAGAGCCUGAGCUCCAGUAAAUGAUUGGACACAGUGCAGCUCUAUACAGGGAGGAAGCUUUCAGCUUGUGCCAAAUGAGCAAGAGGACAUACAGUAUAUUCAGCACUAAGCUUUUAUUUUAUUUUUGCUUUAUUUUACCAAAUAACUGAAUCACAUUUUUUAGGGAUGCACUGAAAUAAAAAAUGGCUGCAAUUAGCAUGGUUUAAAUUCAAAUAUCAUGGACAAAUCGAUUACAAUUGCCAUUUUCAGCCAAAUAAUUUUGAACUGAAUUUUCUGUAUUUAUUAAUCCUGACUUAGUCCUUAGUCCUUCAAAUAAUGGGUUAAUGGAAGUAAAUUGGGCCAAAUUGCUGCAUAAGUCUCAAAAGCCCAGUUCACUCCCAUUUAAAUACAUAAGAUAUUAAGAAUAAAUGCUGACAUGAGCUGGUGGACCUGAUCCCCAUCAGUCGUACACACAUGGGAUAAGUGCAUGCUGAUUCUGUUUAAACAGAAUUAAUUUUGUAUUUGCAUUGGGACUAUCAAUAAUUCAUAAUGUGAUAUAGCUGUUAUGGAUAUUUGUCACUCAAAAGUGGGAGAAAUAUGUUGCAUUAAAGGAAUACGUCAGCAGUUCUGACUACAUACAUUUUAUUAAGGGUGUUUAUGAAUAAAUAGUUUAUUGUACAAUUUAUUAUUAUUGAUUUAUAGGACCAAUAUCAGCAAAAUAAUGUAUUAAAAUAAAAAGAAAAACAUGAUUGUUAAAUACAAACAUUAUUUAUCUGUCUAUUCUCCCUACAGUUAAGCAGAAGCCCCGCCCAUUCACACUGAAGUUAUACGGAAGGUUUCAUCCUGUACUGCAUUUUGAACAACUCAUAAAACAAGUCAGCCAAUCAGAAUGUAGCACAUUUAUGUAUAACACUCUUAUAGUAAUAGUAACAAAUAACCAACCACAUUGCCCUUCUACUCACUGGCCACUUUAUUAGAAACCCCAUGUCACCUUGUCUUUUUUACUCACUGGCCACUUUAUUAGAAACCCCAUGUCACCUUGUCUUUUUUACUCACUGGCCACUUUAUUGGAAACACCUACCACAUUGUUUUUCUACUCACUGGCCACUUUAUUAGAAACACCAAUUACCUUGUCUUAUACUCAUUGGCCACUUUAUUGAAAACACCUACCACCUUUUCCUUCAACUCACUGGCCACUUUAUUGGAAACCCCUGCCACCUUGUUUUUUUACUCACUGGCCACUUUAUUAGAAACACCUAUUACCCUGUCCUUCUACUCACUGGCCACUUUAUUAGAAACACCUAUUACCCUGUCCUUCCACUCACUGGCCACUUUAUUAGAAACACUUAUCCACUUGUCUUUCUACUCACUGUCCACUUUAUUGGAAACACCUACCCCAUUGUCUUUUAUCUCACUGGCCACUUUAUAACACUCUUAUAGUAAUAGUAACAAAUAACCAACCACGUUGCCCUUCUACUCACUGGCCACUUUAUUAGAAACCCCAUGUCACCUUGUCUUUUUUACUCACUGGCCA